Messenger RNA from Laccaria bicolor S238N-H82, 740 nucleotides. RefSeq lists its product as uncharacterized. Lineage: Eukaryota; Fungi; Basidiomycota; Agaricomycetes; Agaricales; Hydnangiaceae. Bases 1 to 546 code for a protein of 181 amino acids. The transcript is spliced from 2 exons. The record is from RefSeq and is a predicted model, not a curated record.
AUGCCUUCAUCAACACAAGGGCACCAGGCCACGUAUGACGAAACUCUGCUGGCAGCGGCGCCAGCGGCGACGAAGAAGCAAAUCCAGGGAGGGUAUAACCCCGAUCUCCUGCAGGAGAAGGUCACUCCAUCAGUAACCCCACCACCACGCAACGUACGCGACGUCGAGGCCCAAUUGCCCUCGCGGGAAGUCAGCAUCACUCCAGCCCCAACCCCAUUCUACCGUACGAAGAAGGGCGUCAUAAUCAUCGCUGUGGUGGCAGCUGUGGUGAUCAUUGCGGCGGUUGUGGGUGGUGCUGUUGGCGGGUCGAAGAAGCAUAAGACCUCAGUGUUGCCAGUUACAACAUCCUCUACUCAUAACCCACAGGGUACAAGUCAAACGGGUGCUGCUGGUGCUACCCAGGAGGGAGGCUCACCAGUCUCGUCGUCGGGUUCAAAUCCUCAAGCCACGGCAUUGCCCACCGUGGUCAGCACCGGCCUACCUACCGUCAUCAGCAUUACUCAGCCUGUCCAAACAACGACGCAAGGCCAAGGCCAAGGCAAAUGAUGAUCGAGACUUGGAGGUGGCAUGCUCAUCCUUAUUGUUACGCUCCGCGUGCAUGAUUGCGAGCAGGUUGGGAGGGGACAGACUGGACAGACUGCGUUUUCACAUUAUUUAAUCAUUUUAUCAAAUCCUUAUCACCAUUUCGUAUUGUAUAUCCUCCAGGUUUUUUGAAAAUUGGAUUGGUAGAGUUUCCGCUC